Molecule: messenger RNA, 1627 nt
Organism: Doryrhamphus excisus (bluestripe pipefish)
Lineage: Eukaryota; Metazoa; Chordata; Actinopteri; Syngnathiformes; Syngnathidae
Source: RefSeq, a predicted model, not a curated record
ACUCCUUCGCUUAGCUCACUUCAGCACAAAUAACUUACAUGUUUGUCAUUUGGUUGACUAAUAAUGACAUGAUGUAUUUAUUAUGAUAUAUUUUCACUUCUUUUUCUCUACGCACACACUGGCCGCACUGGGAGUGGCUCUGUUUUUCCCGUUGUUAUUCUUGUUUAAAUCCCAAUUAUAUGGAAACCGGAAAGGGAAAUACUUUAAGCAUUUGUACAAAGACUGGUUUGCUGGUGUCCAAUCUCUUUUGCUGCUUUAAGUGAACAUGAUUAAAUGCAGCUCCCAUUUACGACACUAGACGGACACCUGAAUGCACCAGGGCAGCCGAGCGGGUUUCAUAGUUGCCGUCAAAUUUGACGUCCAACUGCCAUUGGAAUCUAAACGAUCCAACAAGUGCACUCCCGGCCCGGCGGCCCCCAUGGAGGUCUCCGUCCCCAAACAUGUCGGAGCGCCACCGGCCAGCACGUCCAAGCAGGCGGCGGCCAGCCGCACCCCGCCUCACGACACGUCUUACGGGGCGGCUCUCCCCUCCAAAUCGCCACCCGCCGCUGUCCUCACGCUUCACGUGGACGUGCAGCAGGCCCCGCCCCCUGCUAUCAUCAAAACCGAACAGGAGGAGUUGAAGGUAACGUCUGCAGAGCCCCACGUUCACGUCUCCGUGGACGAGUGGCGCAUCCGGGCGAAUGCGGACGGGGCGACGGCAGAACAGCCGGACCCACGAGACGUUCACGGGAAUGGCAAAAACUCGGACACGUCGGCUGCCGCUAUCGUCUUUGAGUGUCCCCGCUGCGGCGAGGUGUUCGACCAGGCCGCCAGGCUCCGCGUCCACCUGGAGCAGAAGCGCAAGACGUACGCCUGCGACUGGUGCUGCAAGUCCUUUGCUCAGUCGGCCGACCUGCGGCGCCACUUGCGUACGCACACGGGCGAGAGGCCGCACCGCUGCACCUUUUGCUCCAAGAGCUUCAGCCAGCGAGGAAACCUGCGGAGACACGUACGCAUCCACACGGGCGAGCGUCCGUACAGCUGCAUGCUCUGCCGCCGCACCUUCAGUGAUGGCGACACGCUGAAGAAGCACAGGCGCACGCACGCCAGCGACGACACGUGAUCCCGCUGCUGCGUCCCGACAUUUCUGACAAUAUUCCAGCCCUUCUGUGAAGGACGCGUGACCCGACAGGACGGCAGCUAGGAGGACGUGUGACCCGACAGGACGGCAGCUAGGAGGACGUGUGACCCGACAGGACGGCAGCUAGGAGGACGUGUGACCCGACAGGACGGCAGCUAGGAGGACGUGUGACCCGACAGGACGGCAGCUAGGAGGACGUGUGACCCGACAGGACGGCAGCUAGGAGGAUGUGUGACCCGACAGGACGGCAUCUCCUAGAGGACGUGUGACCCGACAGGACGGCAGCUAGGAGGACGUGUGACCCGACAGGACGGCAGCUAGGAGUACGUGUGACCCGACAGGACGGCAGCUAGGAGGACGUGUGACCCGACAGGACGGCAGCUAGGAGGACGUGUGACCCGACAGGACGGCAGCUCCUACACUGGACAUAAUCCACACAGAAAAGACGAUGAGCACAUUGUUAAAAAUCUUUGAGAGAAGUGUGAAUAAAGUCUUUCCACGCGA